This is a messenger RNA of Gigantopelta aegis, 2604 nucleotides long. RefSeq names its product BTB/POZ domain-containing protein 3-like. Gene Ontology annotation, biological process: neurogenesis. Gene Ontology annotation, molecular function: protein binding. The coding region runs from base 45 to 1397 and encodes 450 amino acids. Gene Ontology annotation, cellular component: cytosol. The record is from RefSeq and is a predicted model, not a curated record. Lineage: Eukaryota; Metazoa; Mollusca; Gastropoda; Neomphalida; Peltospiridae. The transcript has 3 exons.
CGAACAGGUCAGACAUUUUGUUGUGGGAGACACGAAGAGACAACAUGGCCACAAAGAAAUCACCUCGCCAGACUAAGUCGGGUUUCGUAGAUUCCUGGCAGAGAGGGAAGUCUGUCAUCGAAUGCCUGAAACAUUCACUUCAACAAAAGAUACACGUUGACGUCACUUUCAACGUGGGGCAGACACGAAAGAGCGUGCAGGCGCACAAACUCAUACUGAGUCUGCGCAGUUGCGUGUUUGACUCUAUGCUGAAAGGCCCAAUGGCUAACCAAGAUAACAUCGCCAUACCCGACGUGGAAGCUGAGAUAUUUGAAGUGUUUCUAAACUAUCUGUAUACAGAUGACGUCAUGAUCAAUGGCGACAACGUAAUCGGCUUGCUGUAUGUAUCCAAGAAGUAUGACAUCAGUACCCUGGAACAGUUGUGUCUGACGUAUUUGUCGUCAUCGAUGACGUCAGACAACGCUUGCUCCGUAAUGGAGCAAGCCCAUAUUUAUGACGAAAUUCAGCUGAUGGAGAAAGCCUACAGUUGUAUUUUAUCAAAUGGUGAUGCCGCUUUGAAGUCAGCUGGAGUUACCUCUCUUUGCCACGAAUGCUUGGUUAAGAUCGUAAAACCGGACAAACUGAAUGCAGAUGAAAAAUCUGUCUUUGAAGCUGCUGUAGUCUGGAGUGAGAGCGCAUGCAGGAAACAAAACAAAGAUUUAAGUCCAGAAACCAGACGAGAAGUACUUGGAGAAGUCAUAACGCACGUGCGGUAUCCAUUACUGGAACAGAAAUAUUUCGUGAAAAAAGUGUCCCCCACCGAGGUACUGGAUGUUUAUGAAGAAAGAAAAAUAUUCAAGUAUUUUGUGUGUCCAGAUGAAAAUGUUUCUCCGUUUAACGCCAACAAGCGAGAACAGACAACCACAGAGAUUCACACACAACUUCUAACAAUACACAGAUUCCAGGACUGCGUGUGGCCCUGGCUGUGUUCAGGUGAUCGUGACGACGCAAUCAUGUUCUGUGUAAACCAAAACGCGUCACUGCGAGGAUUUCAGCUGUAUGGUGUCCCUUAUGAUAGUAGUAUUGCAAAGUAUGACGCCACAGCCUUCCUAACCAACGCGAUAACAGACGAACUAAUCGAAGGGUCACCAAUAAAAAAGACAUGCUUAGAUGGUGAUGAAGUAUAUGACGUAGAGUUUGUUCGUCCCAUACAGCUGACCAAAGAUGAGAAAUACAAUCUGGUUGUUAACAUUAAGGGACCUGACUCAUGGUGUGGGAUGUCAGGCAUAUUUAGAGUACAACACGGCUCCUUUGUGUGCUCGUUUUUUAACUCGCACAAAUCUAACCACAGUCAGAGAGGAUACCGCGGUAUAUAUGUUGAACACGGACAGAUUCCAGGUUUAUUAUUUCUGAUAUGAAAACCCGAGAUUACUCUCAUCAUAAUAUUUACACCAGCUACAUUUUUAAGAAAUGUUUGUUUCACAAAUUCUAGCAUGUCACGUGACAAAGCCAGGUUUGACAUAUAUAGCAAAUUUUGCUGUUCACACUAAAUGAUCAGAUGUUGCGUGACUGUUCAAAAUAUAAUAUUAAUCAGUUUGUGACAAAGUAUCUUCAUUACACAUCCUUUGGUUUGUUAUUUUUUGAUAACACAUAUACGUGUGAUAACAAUUUAAAAAGACAUUCGACUGGCUGCUCCUAGGUGAUAGUCUGGUCACCAGUGCCAUACCAUCCAAUGAUAAAAAAAACAUGAUCGAAAUCGAUCACUCUGCGAAGAAGACGUUGACCUGAAAUUGACAUUAUAGGGUUAUAAAUAGGUUUUAGUUGGAAUAGGGUUUUUAUUUUAUUUUAAAACUUUUUAUGAGGAUAUGUAAGAAAUAUAAUACUAAUAUUACAGUACCACUGAUGUAGUAUUGUAUAUUUAAAAUAUGUCUACUAAUAUUACUGUACCACUGAUGUAGUAUUGUAUAUAUAAAUUUGUCUAGUAAUGUUACUGUACCACUGAUGUAGUAUUGUAUAUUUAAAAUGAGUCUAGUGGUAUUACUGUACCACCGAUGUAGUAUUCCCUGUUUAAAAUCCAUCUAUUGAGUGCUCGGUUGAGGAGUUUGCGUCGCAAGAUCUAACCAUGUCAGUGGAUACAUUCAAACCAGUGCACCACAACUGAUCAAAUUACAUGGUAAAUGCUUUCGUGUCAGUGGGAAAGUCCAUAUAACAGAUGUGACCCUGUCGUACACUUGAACGUUAUUAUAAUAAUAACAUUAUGACAAACUUGAUUUUGUCGUUAUUAUGCUGGGUGCACACCCACUACAUAUAUAAUAAUAUAAACUCCAUUUUUAGGCCUUUUGAGGGCCUUGUUUCUGUGGUGGUAUUUUCUUGUUUUUUCUUCUGUUUCUUAUUCUUCCUGGUUACAAACGUCUACCCCUGUGCUUCUUAGUGUCAGUUUGUAAUAAUGUAACAAUUUAUCUUUGAAUAACACUAAGGUGAUUUCUUCUUCAUACUGUCGUCAGGUUACUCAACUAUGUGAUAGCACAUUCAUUAGUUGUGGCUGGCAGGGUUAGAACUAAAUUAUGACGUUUUCUUCGAUAUUCAGUGCCCUUUUUUUUUAUUUUUUUUAUUUAGAUAACUUUA